CCGAGGAAAUGGAAGAAUAGAAUUUAGGAGAGAUGAAGGGAAGGUGAUGAUGAUGGUGAUGAUGAUGAUGAUGAUGGAGGGCCUCGUCUUCUUUAGGCUUUGUUUAGGAACAUCAAAUCCUUUCCUUCUUCCUCGCCUUUACUAAAUUUCUACAAAUCUCUCACCAAACUCCAAGUUCCGCCAUUGUUACACCACCUCUGUUCUUCGCAUUUCUCACUUUCCUUUUCUCCUGGAUUCCUCUUCUCCUAAUGUGGUUCAAGUGAGUAAAGAAACAGUGUCGUAUUGUUGGUGAGCGGCUAUUUUUUUUUUUCUCUUGUGAGACUUUUCAGUUCUUCUUAGGGUUCACAUCUUAGAUAGAAAAAUGAAGUGUGCUAAAGGAUGAGUUUUGAAAUAUGGUUCAUAUGGUCAUGGGAAGACUAACUUUUACUGCAAACAUUUGGACAAGGAAUGUUAUCCAAUUUACAAGCUGAAUUGGAAGACCUUCAUCAAGAUUUUGAGGAUUUGAGCAUGUCGAAACGGCUCAUGAGAAGUAUGAGCCAGAAAUUGAGGAGGAAGAAUAACAAAGGUGUUGCUGAGGAAGAGGACAUUUCAAGGGGAAUAUCUUUGAGAUGUCUUACAUUAUAUGGUAGAGGUGGAGGUUGCAAAGUUGGUGCUGACACUGGUGAAGAAAUUGGUGACCCAGGUAGUAGAAGGAGAUCCAGUGCCAGUGAGGAAGGUAAGGGAUAUAAAUCGUUAUUCGGUACUGAAGAAAAUGGUGUGGAUUGCUUCUCAUAUGGUGUAAAGGAAAGAUUUCGUAAGAAACAAAGCCCAAAGCAUUCUGAACUUCGGGACUCGGCGAGGAACAGCGACGUUCAUAUUUUUCUUCCGGAUGACAUUCUGGAAAUGUGCUUGAUGAGGCUUCCUCUUACAAGUCUCAUGAAUGCUCGCCUCGUAUGCAAAAAGUGGAGAUAUUUAACUAGCACUCGUCGUUUUUUACAAAUGAGACGGGAAUGUUUAUAUCAGACUCCAUGGAUAUUUUUAUUUGGUGCUGUUAAAGAGGGCUAUUGCUCUGGCGAGAUACAUGCACUGGAUGUAUCUCUAAAGCAAUGGCAUAGAAUAGAUGCUGAUAUUCUCAAGGGAAGAUUUAUGUUCUCUAUAGCCAGUAUCCAGGAUGAUAUAUAUGUCAUUGGUGGUUGUUCUAGCUUGACCAACUUUGGGAAAGUAGAUAAGAGCUCCUUCAGGACCCAUAAAGGGGUCUUAGUGUUUAGUCCUUUAACUAAAUCUUGGCGCAAAAUUGCGUCUAUGAAGUAUGCCAGAUCAAUGCCUAUAUUGGGAACUUCUGAGGUCAACUCAGAUUUUUCAGUAGUUCAGAGCCAUCAUAAUCGGCAAGAUAGACGUUAUAUGAGAUCACGUGCCGGUGGUUCAUUGGAUGUUUAUGAGGAUCCUCACAGGCUCUCCCUAAGACGUCAAGUCAGAAAUCCUGUGGAAGACAACGAUAUUUCAAUGUUGUCUAAUAGGAAGUCAUAUAAGUUUAUUCGACAAAAGAGUGAUCAGUCUCGUGCAAAGGGACAUCGUAGGUUUGUGAUUAUUGCUAUAGGAGGCCUAGGAUCUUGGGAUGAGCCGAUAGAUUCAGGAGAGAUUUAUGAUUCAUCAUCAAAUAAAUGGACAGAAAUUCAGAGGCUCCCUGUGGAUUUCGGUAUUAUAUGUUCUGGGGUUGUCUGCAAUGGGAUCUUCUAUGUUUAUUCCGAGACAGACAGACUUGCAGGUUAUGACAUCGAAAGAGGCUUUUGGAUUGGAAUCCAAACAUCCCCAUUCCCACCUCGUGUUCAUGAGUACUACCCCAAACUUGUAUCCUCUAAUGGUCGGCUGUUCAUGCUUUCCGUCUCCUGGUGUGAAGGGGAUGGACAAAUAGGGCAGAGAAACAAGGCUGUGAGGAAACUGUGGGAGUUAGAUCUUGUGUACCUUGCCUGGACAGAGGUAUCAGUGCAUCCCGAUGCGCCAAUGGACUGGAAUGCUGCAUUUGUUGCUGACAGAAACCUUAUAUUUGGAAUUGAAAUGUUCAAAAUCUUCGGCCAGGUACUAGACUUUUUGACAGUGUGUGACAUCUCCAACGUGGUAUCGGACUGGAAUCACAUUUCAAGAACUCGUGUAACUCAUGAAAUGGAUGCAUCUUCCUGCUUGACCAAAUCAAUGGCAGUUCUCCAUCUUUAAGAUCCUCUCUCUCUAUCCGCCUCAGUUGCCUUGAGCUUGAAGAAAUUUGAAAUAAUGCUUUCUCAUGUUGAAGAUAUAUGGUGCAAUCCAAAGGUAAAAUUUCACAUCUUGUAUCAAAAUUUUUUUGGACGCGAUUAAUUCAUCUUAGUUUCUUCAACAGACAUUAGGGGUUAUAUAUUGGCCCUCACUGUGUAAUUUUAUGUCAAAUCAUCUUUCUCGUAAUUGAUUUUAUAUCUCAAGUAAAUUCCGUUUUGUUUCAUGAUAUUCCACGAACACAAGUUUUAGCAUAAUAAACUUUUUGUGCUGAUUGAUUAUCGUUC
This is a messenger RNA of Cucumis melo (muskmelon), 2510 nucleotides long. RefSeq names its product F-box/kelch-repeat protein At5g42350. NCBI's taxonomy places the organism in Eukaryota, Viridiplantae, Streptophyta, Magnoliopsida, Cucurbitales, Cucurbitaceae. Bases 448 to 2190 code for a protein of 580 amino acids. Gene Ontology annotation, molecular function: protein binding. Gene Ontology annotation, cellular component: SCF ubiquitin ligase complex. The transcript is spliced from 2 exons. The record is from RefSeq and is a predicted model, not a curated record.